UAAGUGGCAUUAUGCAAUACGAGUGAAGAGGUGCUGAUUUCAAGAGCCGGUCACUCUUGUGAUUUCCACAGGUUACCAUCAACGACCUAAAACCUGUAAACCAAACCGGUUUAACCAGUUCCUGCAUAACCCAUGAAGGCGUGACUGAGAUUACACAGGUGGGAGGGCGAGAGAAAGAUUCAUUCGACCUCAAGUGUUCAUUCAGGAGAGUCUACACACUCAUAAAACCGCAGGGACUACAGUAAGGAUCUUUAUGUCCAGCAUGGAUAUUUUGGGUAUUCCGUGCCCCCCAUACACCCAAUCUCCAAAUCCGCUCUCAUCGAAGCCCCCCCCACCACCCUACCCAGGCAUUAGAGCUAACGGGAUGGUAAAUGGACAGGCUGAUAAGUCAUUGCUCAGAGCUCAGAUGGAGGUGGAUGUGCUCAAUCAUUGUUUUGAUGAUAUCGAAGCGUUCAUUGGGAAGUUGCAGCAGUCAGCAGAGGCUCAUAUUAUUCUCAGCCAAAGGAGUAAAAAAAAGAAGAAAAGCCAGAAGAAAAGUGCAGAAGAGGAUCUUCUCACAGCUAAAGCCCAACCACCAUCUGAGAAAGAGUUUUUCGACACUUUCCAGAUAUUUAAAUACAGUUUGAGUCUGCUGGCACGGUUAAAAUCUUCCAUCUUCAAUCCGACGUCAGAAGAGCUCGUUCAUCACAUCUUCAAAACGCUCUUGAUGAUUGUGAAGGCAACAGGAGGUCCUGGUUUAGCUGCAUCCGUGUCCAGUCCGGCUAUGACACAAGGAGCCGUGACUCUGCUACAGAAUAACUUGACAGCACAGGAAAAUGAGUUAUGGGUCGCACUGGGGCCCAACUGGACACAGCCAAGAUCUGCUCUGCGGAGCACUGUGGCGCCGUACACACCCGUGUUUCUGGAUAGAUGGAAGCUUCCGGGGUCAGAGGUCGCGGGUUGGGUCGACCCGGUGGAAUCACAACACAAACAAGACGCAGAGCUCUCUACAGUAGAGCUUACGUCCUCUCAGCCCUCCGAUCGUCACUCUCAUCCCGUUCAGACCACAGACAAACCAGAUGGUGUUGUUGUGAAAGAGAGGUUUUAUCGCUGCAGUUAUGACUUUGUUGCACGAAACAACAGUGAGCUUUCAGCACUGCAAGGACAAAAGCUAGAGGUGAUCGAGUCGUCUAAGCGCUGGUGGAAGUGUCGAAAUGAAUAUAAUGAAAUUGGAUUCAUACCGUUCAAUAUUCUGGAGCCCAUCACACACAUGGAUAACCCUGUGACACAUAAAACACCAAAGCCGCCCGCUGCUCCACCAAUCUUCAACACCCUGCCUAAUCUCUCCUCCGUGACCUCUGACCCCAGCGCCCCUCGGCCACGCAACAUAGCUCUCGGACAACAACAUCUAAAUGAGGAUACAGAGAAAGUGAUGCAGGUAAAUGAUGAAUUACUGCAGCGAUUAACCAACGGAAAGAAUUUAUCUCCCCGUCUGGUGAUUCCUCGCUCCAUGGACACAUCGGCCCCGCUGGAUUACAACUCGCCAGCUGCAGAGGUGGAAAACUGGCUGCGAAAGAAAGGCUUCAGUGAACCGACAGUUCAGUGUUUGCGAGUGUUGAAUGGAGCUCAACUCUUCUCUCUGAAUAAAGAAGAGCUGCGUGCUGUUAUUCCUGAAGAGGGCACUCGAGUCUACAGUCAGCUCACAGUACAGAGAGCCCAGCUGGAGGAUGCUCGUAGAGCGACAGAGUUGGAGGCUGUGAUGGAGAGACAGAAGAUGAAGGUGGAUCUGAAACUGGAGAGUGAAACUCUAUGAAUUUAUCUAUUUAUGAUUAAACGUGCGCACUGACAUGACAACUAUAUGUUUAUAUACUCUCUCUCUCUCUCUCUCUCUGUUUGUCUCACAUGAAUGUGCUUAUGCCAGAUGAUUUAAGUGUUACUGUAACCUGCUUAGUGGGUUAUUUAUUCUAUUUAGCUUUAUUGCAUGAAAAUCAUUAACAUUAUUUAGUUAGUUAUUUUACAUUUUACUUUGUGUAGAAUAUCAUAUAUUCUCCUCAAAUAAAUGUAAUGCACAGAUGCUGAAACUAGCAAUUAAUUUGUCUGCCAGAGAGGGGCGCUAUACACCAACCUGUGCCCCUGGGGUAGGGUGGGGGGGCAAUGUGUACCUGUACAUUUACUACAGUGGCAGACUCUUACUAGAGUUAUCAGAGGAGACGUGCUCAUGGACGAAACCCUCUUGGACGUGGCACAUGACGGGCUACAAGAAAUGCCUUAAAUCUAAAUAACAACACCCUGAAGAUAAUAGCUGAGGGGUUUCUUAACUCAAGGGUGUUUUUGCAGUCCCGUUAUCCACUAAUGAGCAGCUCCUUGAGAAACAUGAGACAACUAGUUCAGUUUGUCAAGGAAGAUAUUAAGUAAUCAAUGUACUGUAACUCUAUACAUUUUAAAGACGUUUAAAUGGAGGUGAAGAGUGUGUUGCACGUCCCUUCUUCAAUGUAAGAAUAUGCUUUUCAUCUGCCGGGUGAAACGUGAAUCAGGAACUUUAAUAUAGAGAGUUAGUCACAGUAAGUCACUAACUAUUAGCAACACUGAUAGUGAUAUUUAUCAUUAUUAAUAUUGUAAUUAUUGAGGGUUUUUUUACCAUCCAGGGUUGUUUAAGUCAUUUAUCUCUGGAUUUAACAUUUAAAAGUAGACACUGUGAAUACAGAAUUUGUUUUUUUGUUUUUUUGGCCUUUUUCUUUAACUAAGCAAUGCUAAAACAAAAUUUGCCACAAAUAACAGAAAAAUAACAUUGCAAAAAAAAAAUAUAUAUUAUUAUUAUUAUUAUUCAAGCAUUUACAAGAAAUGCCUUAAUUUAAGAAAACCGUCUUCUGAAGCAAUCUAAUCCGUUUUGGAAAUGUAACUCCUUUAUCAUUAUAAAUCUUGACAGCAGUCUCCAUGGCGAUCAUGAUUUCAAGCUUGAUUACACUUCUUAUAGCACCAUCUAGUGCUCUGUGCACGUGUCAAGCACUAGGAAGUGUAAUCGAGCUUGAUUGCCAUGGCGACGGCAAUGGCUACAUGUACAGUGAUGUACAGAAGUUUCAUUUUGUUCUGUUCUUACCCAAAACCAAUUAGAUCGCUUCAGAAGACAUGGAUUACUUUUAAGCUACCUUUAUGUGUUUUUUGUAGCUUCAAAGUUUUGUUCAUCAUUCACUUGCAUUGCAUAGACCUACAGUGCUGAGAUAUUCUAAUAAAACAUUAGAAUAUGCUAUGCAUCUUAUAGUUAUACUCUCUAUAUAUUUUGUUUUAUAAAUGCAUAUAUACAUGAGGGAGGAGGGUAGAAUUAUAUAGGAAACACUGGCACACAUUGUUCUGUGGAAAUAUACUCUACGCAAGUAGCCUAUGUGAAUGCAAAUGCUUCGACCUGGAAAGCAAGCUCGAUUUCAUGCAGCGUUGUGUUCCGAGAUGUGUCACAACACAAUGCAUAAGGCCUGAACAGAUUGCUACUCUACAAAAGUAUGUGAACAAAAACACUUCUAGCUACACAAGCUCAGUUUCAUAUGCCAUUGCAUUCCCAGUUGUGUCAGUUCCCAGUUAUGUUCAGUUAUGUGCAUGGUCAGGCCAGAAACGUACUACAUGCAAGUAAUCUUUGCCAACGCAGUGCAAGUUUGAAGUCAUGUUUUAAAAUGCCAUUAAACUGGAUGUGCUAUUAUUCAGGUAGCUAGCUAUAAAAAUGUUGAUGGUUUAGCUAGAUUCUCUUUAAACUGUUGCUCUGCUUUGACAGUAGUAAAUAAAGUUUCAUACUUAUUUU
Molecule: messenger RNA, 3766 nt
Organism: Xyrauchen texanus (razorback sucker)
Lineage: Eukaryota; Metazoa; Chordata; Actinopteri; Cypriniformes; Catostomidae
Product: epidermal growth factor receptor kinase substrate 8-like protein 1
Exons: 15
Coding region: 254-1792 (512 amino acids)
Biological process (GO): regulation of Rho protein signal transduction; positive regulation of ruffle assembly; Rho protein signal transduction
Cellular component (GO): ruffle membrane; plasma membrane; vesicle
Molecular function (GO): actin binding
Source: RefSeq, a predicted model, not a curated record